Messenger RNA from Closterium sp. Naga37s-1, 522 nucleotides. Lineage: Eukaryota; Viridiplantae; Streptophyta; Zygnematophyceae; Desmidiales; Closteriaceae. The record is from the annotation of a GenBank genome assembly.
AUGGCGCUCAUCCGCAUUCCCCAAGCAGACAGGUUUGGGCAAAGUUGUGGUUUCACUCAGCAACCGACGAUGGCACCUACAAUCGAUCAGUCUCCUUUCGAGCACAUGUUCGACCUCGAAGCCGUCCCAACUUCUCCCGAUUCCGGCAACAUGAACGCUGCAGACGAUUCUUAUCUCGACCUCCCAGCCGCGGCCUUCCCCUGGUCCACCUGCGACGAGGCUGGUAAACCCGGCGGAAAAAGCGGCGGAAAGAGCGGCGAGGUGAACGCGAGCAAUGUGGCCCAGCGCUUGGAGCGGAAGCAACUUCUCGCGGCGCUUAUGGAGGCUCUCGCGGACUCUGCGGACGACACCGCCGCCGCAGAGGGGCCUUCCACUACGGAAUCCCUUGUCGGCGCUUCCCUCUCAUCCGCGGCGCUCACAGUAGGAUCGUGGAAGCGCAAGGCGUAUGAGAUCGAGGUGGUGCCCUCCGCGGCUGCGCCUCUCGUGGGCGGAAGCGAGGCGGAGGUGACUCUUAGAAUCUAG